Aspergillus campestris IBT 28561 is the source of this 1080-nucleotide messenger RNA. RefSeq names its product guanine nucleotide-binding protein subunit alpha. The coding region runs from base 1 to 1080 and encodes 359 amino acids. The transcript is spliced from 5 exons. Lineage: Eukaryota; Fungi; Ascomycota; Eurotiomycetes; Eurotiales; Aspergillaceae. Gene Ontology annotation, cellular component: heterotrimeric G-protein complex. Gene Ontology annotation, molecular function: G-protein beta/gamma-subunit complex binding; GTP binding; G protein-coupled receptor binding. Gene Ontology annotation, biological process: G protein-coupled receptor signaling pathway. The record is from RefSeq and is a predicted model, not a curated record.
AUGGGGUGUAUGAGCUCGAAACCCGUCGACGCGACGGACAAGGAUGCGCUUCAGCGGACUGCUCGGAUUGAAAAGGUUUUGAAAAAUGAUAAAAAGAAUCUGGAUAGGACCAUCAAGAUUCUCCUUCUUGGUGCUGGAGAGUCCGGAAAAUCGACAAUCAUCAAGCAAAUGCGGAUUAUUCAUUCGGGAGGGUUUCCUGAUGAAGAGCGGCGCCAAACACGCGCGGUAAUCUAUUCCAACCUUGUAAUUGCGUUCAAGGUCUUGUUGGACAUUAUCCGCGCGGAGAAUAUCCAAUAUGAGAGCGAGAAGACGCAGCCAUUGGCGGCUCUAGUGGACAGUUUAGAGCCUGACGUAGGCUGCGACGAAGCCUUUUCAGACCUCAAAGUACGCGACGCUAUGAUAGGCAUGUGGGGCGACCAAGGGGUGCAGAAGGCCGUCGCUCGGGGGCAUGAGUUUGCUCUUCAUGACAACCUGCAUUACUUUUUCACGUCGCUUGACCGGAUCUUCACACCGGGCUGGCUUCCCGACAAUCAAGACAUGCUGCAAGCUCGUUUACGGACGACGGGGAUCACGGAGACCCUGUUUGAGUUGGGCCAGAUGAAUUUCAGAAUGAUGGACGUUGGUGGUCAACGGUCUGAGCGGAAGAAGUGGAUCCACUGCUUUGAGGGCGUUCAAUGCCUUCUUUUCAUGGUCGCCUUGUCCGGUUACGACCAGUGUCUCGUAGAAGACCAGAAUGCCAACCAAAUGCACGAAGCCAUGAUGCUCUUCGAGUCUCUAGUCAACGGAGAAUGGUUCAAGCGGAAACCCAUCAUUCUCUUCCUCAACAAGAUCGAUCUCUUCAAGGCGAAACUCGACGUGUCCCCGGUAUCCAACCACUUCCCCGAUUACAACGGCUCGAACGUCGACUUCGACGCUGCCGCCAGGUACUUUGCCGAUCGAUUCCGUGGCAUCAACCGGAUACCAGACCGCGAAAUCUACGUCCACUACACAAACGCCACUGAUACAACCCUGCUGAAAGCAACCAUGGAUUCGGUGCAGGACAUGAUAAUCCAGAAAAACCUCCACACCCUCAUAUUAUAA